GUGGACACGUACUUCUGGAGCUGGUCUCCAACACUGGGAUUUGCUUUUGGUUUCGGGAAGACCAGGCUGCGUGGCCUCCGUGUGGGAUUCUACCUGCUGAGCUUAUAGAUUUUUUUUAAUUAACUACAUCCUGCUGCUGGCAGCGCAGGUUUAACCAGGGCAGGACUUCCUGUAAGCUUUGAACCAGAGGAACCGGAUUCACUCUGCGGACUCAGAGGUCAUCCCACUGACCAACUGUGAGGCCAUGUACCAGGCAGCUGUCUCCAAGCGAGCGGGCAACACCAUCCCCAGCGGGGUCAUGGAGGAAUCGGAGGUCUGCUCCCUGCCAGUGGGAAUCGCCAGUGUGAGGAAACAAUUUGAGACCCAGGAAACGGCCACAUCACACAAUGUAACCCAGUUCCAUUUCCAUCACCGAACUGUGCAGGAGACGUCAAACUCGGAGGUGACUGUGUCGAGCAGCAGCAGGCAGAUCGUCCCGGGGAGCCAACAGCUCAACUUCAACCAGGAGACGAUGGUGUCGUACAGCGACAGUAACCUGGCAUCCAGUUAUGAAAACCAUCAAGAUGAAACAGAAGAGGAACUUCCCAGGUACACUACAAAAGAACUGAGGGAUCGCUUUGAAAGAACAAUAGAAGAAGCUGCUCCUCCCAAACCAGUCAAAAUUGGACGUGACAUCAAUCGUGCUAAGUGGUCCUCAAAUGUCACACAUAACAACGCCUUGGCUUGUGAGGUCUACGAGGCGUCUGCUGCUGCUGGAGCGAGAGAAGAAACAACAGCUGCAGUGAUGGAUUAUGAAGACUUCCCACCCCCACCGGCUGAGGAUUCUGACUAUCUUCCACCCCCACCCCCCGACUUACUACAAAUGCCAUUAGACGAUGAUAAUAUUCCAGAGGGCCAUUACUCACCCGAACCUCCAGAGCCAGCAAACCCCAAAUACCAACUAAACAGAGAGGCCUACUUCAAACAGAAGGGCAUGUCAGAGCUGAAACGGCUAUACAAACACAUUCAUCCUGAGGUUCGCAGGAAUAUCGAGAAAGAGUGCUUGAGCGACAACAAUGAAACAGAGAUCCGCCAGUUGGAGAGAGAAGAGUACAUGUACGAGCGCGACGAUGUUAGUCCAAAUGAAAUGAACGAUGAGGAAUACGCGGAUUGGGAGGAGAUUCUUCCGGGCGAGGUGCAGAACAUGCGUUGGAUGUUUGAAAAUAAGCCGCUGGACACCAUCAAAGAUGAAACUCUCGAUGAGGAGGAGGAGGACGAAGACAAGAAAAUAACCCAACAGGAAAUGAUUCUCGGCAAAGAUGUGAGACGCACAGCCUGGAUGUUUGAGACGAAGCAGAUAGAUGAGCUGGGUUCACAAAAUCCCAACUCCACAGAAUACAGAAAUAAAUCCAACAAAUUUGACAAAGGGGACGUGCGUGCUGCGGCGUGGCUUUUUGAAACCCAAUCUAUGGACACUCUGAACAAGAUGCGUACGGAGGAGGAUUUAACUAAAGAGGUCGCGUUCACUGAAGAGGAUGGAAAUGCCACCAUUUACAUGAUUGACAAUAAGUACAUGGAAACACUCGGGCACACCGAGACCAUUGACGAGAGCCACCUGCUGAGUCUGAGGGCAGUGUUGGAGGAAAUUAACGGAGACGUGAAAACCAUAACAAGCACUUUUGACACUCAGUUUAAAUGCAUAAUUAUGGGUCAAUCGAGCCAGAUGCUGGAGAUUAAAUCCGUGCGCAAGAUUGAAACCGAAUUAGAAAACUCCAUUGCCUCACGCUGGCUUUUCGACACCCAACCCCUGGACAUGACAAACAGAGAGCCAUCACCUCUGAAACUUGUAUGCAGUCUUUCCAUGGAGGACAGCAGUAAGGGAGACUGGGGCAGGUGGCUGUUUGAGAUCAAGACUCUGAAUUCCUUCAACGAGUGGGAAAGCUCUCAGAUGGAGAAGGAAGAGCUCAUUGGAACCGAUGUGCGCAAACACUGCCUGGUGUUUGAAACUCAGCCAAUGGAUUCUCUGAAGGACGACUCCAACGCCAGACCUCAGGCUGUGGAAGAUAUCAUCGGAGGCAAUGUGAGAUCUGCGAGGAACUUUUUUGAAACCAGCCCUCAAGUAGCCAGGAGGAAUUGCACAGAAGUGGGAAAACUUAAAAAGGCAACAGUAAGUGAAGAAAUGAAAGGGGAUGUGAGACACCAAAAGUGGCGCUUUGAGAGUCAAGCUCUGGAGCACAUAAGAGAGGACAAAAAGGAGGUUACACGAACCGUAAAUAUUCAGGAAGACCUCACGCAGGAGGAUGGCACAAGCUGCAGGGCGGAUGUUCGUAAGAAUUGCUGGGCAUUUGAGACGCAACCAAUGGAUACUUUGAAAGAUGAUUCAAAUACUCAGUCUAUGACAAAAGAGGAGAUUAUCGCAGGUAACGUGAGAUCAGCCAGGCAUUAUUUUGAAACGAAUCCAGAUGAGGAGUUGAAAGAGCUUGCAGAGGUGGGCAAACUCAAAAAAGCAGCAGCACUUGAUGAGGAAAAAGGUGACGUGAGACAUCAGAAAUGGAGAUUCGAGAGCCAACCCCUGGAACAGAUUAGAGAGGAAAAGAAAGAAGUAAUUCGAACAAUCGACCUGGAGGAAAUUGAUAAAGUGGAUGUCUUGAACUACAAGCAAAUCUUUGAGAGCACAGAUUCAAACUGGAGAGAUGAAUCACAUAAGAUCCUCAUAGAGGGUGCGCAGUCUGGGUCUGUGAAAUCAAAUAAAAACCUGUUUGAGUCUUCACAGCUUUACGCCAUGCAAGACAGCUCGGGCCACUUUCAUGAGGUGAGAACAGUGCGGCGUGAAGAGGUUGUAAAAGGAGACGUAACAUCCUGCAAGUGGAUGUUUGAAACUCGACCAAUUGACCAGUUUGACGAAACCAUGGAUAGAUACCAAAUCAUCAAAGGUAUUUCCAAGCAAGAAAUAGAAUCUGGUGAUGUUAAAACUGCAAAGUGGUUGUUUGAAACGCAGCCUCUCGAUGCCAUUAAGUACUUCAGCAAUAUCGAAGAUGAAGAAACUGUGGAGACAAGUACAAAACAAGAUGUCGUGAAGGGCGAUGUGAAAACCUGCAAGUGGCUAUUUGAAACCAAACCGAUGGACAUCCUGUGCGAAAGAUCUGAGUUGAAGGGUGAAAAUGAGUCUGAAGAAAUGCGCAAGGGAGACGUCAAAACGUGCACAUGGCUCUUUGAGACACAAGCACUUGAUACUCUCCACGAGACGGAGACAGUUCUGAAAACGUGCACAGUCAAUCAGGAGGACGUUCGAGGGAAGGAUGUGAGAACGGCUUGUUUUCUCUUUGAGACAGAUAACCUGGAGAACCUCACCGGGGAGGAGACGGAUUCGUUCAAGCGCGUCACUGAGAUUGACAUCGGGUCUGGAGAUGUGUCGAGGAUGAAGUAUGUUUUUGAAAACCAGACCUCAGAUAUCAUGACUUCAACAUCUGACGAAGUGAUGCAAAAGCUCAAGAGAGUUCAGACUGAGGAUAUACUACGAGGAAAUGUGGGGACCUGCAAAUGGCGCUUUGAAAACCAAUCCAUUGAUACAUUACACGAAAGCCAAGAAGAAUCGAUAAGCCGCACAGUAAAUGACGUACAAGGCGGAGAUGUAGAUAAAGGCCGUUUCAUUUUCGAAACACGCUCAUUGGAUAAAAUCCACGAGGUGUCGGCCGAAACUGACUCGGAGCUGAUGAAAAUACAAAAGAUUGUUCGCGACAAAGAUGAGAAAGGUGAUGUGAGAAAUUACACCAUGAUGUUUGAAACUGAGCCCCUUUACGCUAUUCAAGACAAAGAGGGCCAUUACCACGAGGUCACCACUGUGACGAGCGAGGAGGUAUCAAGAGGAGAUGUAGUGGGAACCCGCUGGUUGUUUGAAACCAAGCCUCUCGACGCCAUCCAUGACACAGAUGAGGUUUAUGUCAUAAAAUCUGUCACACAACAGGAUGUUCAAAAAGGAGAUGUCACCUCUGCCAAGUGGAGAUUUGAAACCCAAAAUCUUGAUAGGAUUGCUGAAGAAAAGAAGGAAUUCACAAAGACUGUUGAUGACAUUCAAGGAGGCAACGUCAGCAUGAAUAAACACCGCUUUGAGUCGGAUGCCUCGUCACAGGAGUCCGUUAGAACGGUAAAUGUAAGUGAAAUACAAAAAGGUGAUGUCAGGACUGCGAAGUGGAGAUUUGAAACCCAGUCAAUCGAUAAAAUAAGGAGCAUGAGCUCUGAAAAUCUGAUUGAAACUGUUAAGAGGGAGGAGGUUGCAAAGGGAGAUGUUAAACAGUCAGUCUGGCUCUUUGAGAAAAAUCCUCUUGACCACAUUAAAGAAGCAGAUGAAGAUGUGGAGACAACCGUCACUCAAGAGGAGAUCCCCAAAGCGGAUGUGAAGACAGCGACAUGGCUCUUUGAAACGACACCAAUGGAUGACUUUAAUGAGACCAAAAUGGAGAGGACUGAAAUUCAGGGGAAGAGCGUCAAGGGAACGCUUGAGGAGCUUUACAGUCAGGAAAUGGUGAAGUCGAAGGGAAUACUCAUUGAAGCUGAUGAAAUUGGCGAUGUGAGGAUGGCAAAGUAUCAGUUAAUGAAUACGCAGGCUCCAGAAAUUCAACGAGAGGACGUCAUCAGCGGAGAUCUGCAAACGAUUAUGAUGAACCUACUGACCAGACAGGAACGAGGCGAGCAGCAGAUCAUCAUAGAUUCAGAGGAGAAGGGCAACAUUAGUUCAACGAUGCAGGAGCUAUUCAGCCAAAAAACAGGCAGCUCUACUGAAAGGGAGGAGAUACUAAGUGGGGAUAUUCGGGAAGCUAUAAACAACCUUUUCAGUGGGGACGGGUCAAAAAAACAUGGAAUACUCAUCCAGGAGGGUGAAAAGGGAGACGUACAGAUGACAAUAUAUUCCCUUCUCAAUCAGCAAGAGAAUGCCAAUGUUGAAAGAGAAGACAUCGUAAGAGGCGAUAUAAAGAGCACCCUCCAAAAACUGUCCAGCUAUGACAAGACAGAUCAGGCCACAAAGAUAAGGGUGGAUGAUAUUGAGAAAGGAAAUGUCAACUUUUACUCCACAUGCAUUGAAUCUGGGGCACUUGACUAUCUCAAACAGCUCCAUCUAGGAACUGAAGAGACGUCAACUGAGAGAGAAGAAAAAGAGGAGAUCGUCGGAGGUGACAUCAAGGGCACGAAACUGAUCCUCGGUCGGAGUCAAAUGCAAAUUGAGCGCACAGUAGAGGAUGUGACACCUGGGGAUGUUCACAACACAGUUAAAAAGUUCAUGACGGAGCCGACAGUAGAGAGACUGCAAAAAGAGGAGAUCAUCAAGGGGGAUUUAAGGGCCGCUAUGAGUUCCCUCUCUGAAUCGGUGAAUCAGACUGUUGUUAUGGAGAAAGAGGAGGUGGUGAAAGGAAACCUAACGAAGACUCUGCGGUGUCUCGAGAAGGCUCAGCAGCACCACAAGGAAGUGGAGAAGCCAGAUAUCGUACCAGGAAAUAUCAGGGGGGCUAAGAGAUCGCUUGAGAAAUCAGCAACAUCGAGAACUAAAGUUGACGUUGAGGAUUUGGUCUCUGGAGAUGUAAAGGCCACGCUGAAAUCUCUGGAGCUGGCAAAGCAAACGGUGCGGGAGGUUGAAAAGGAGGAAAUUGUGAGGGGUGAUAUUAACAUGGCAAUGCAAAACCUACACGAUGCCUCCAGUGAAAGGAUAACGUGUCAGCAGGAAAUAGAUGUGCAGGGAAACAUCAGAGGGACCAUUCAGCUCUUAAUGGAGUCUCCACCUUCACCGAGGAUGCAAAGAAGCCCGAGCGACGAGGGCGACGUAAAGGGUGAUGUCAAGAUGUCAAUUAAGUCAUUAUAUGACAUGCAGGAGCAGACCCAGCUGGAGAAAGAAGAGGUGAUAAAGGGGGAUGUAAAAGGCACUAUUAAAUCUCUGCUGGAAACAGCGCAGCGGGAAGCUCAAACCAAAGUCAGGCAAGGGGCAUACAGAAGAGCUCGAGUCAAGCAGAGCCCUCCCGUUAAAAACCUGAAUGCUGAUGCACAGAGGAACAUUCAGAAGUUAAGAACAUCUAAUGUGGUGGAAACAUCAACAUCCUUGAAGGAAACUGAAGCUGUUGCAGCAAAGACUUGUACUGUGGAGCAGUCUUCUCAGCAAUCGACCACUGUGGUGGAGCAUAAAACUAUAACUCAAAACCAUGGUAUCAAAACAGUGAAGACAGAGUUUCGUAAUCUAAACUCUAACCAAAGGGGAAUGACAAAACAAGACAAAACCAGAGUAAAAACUGGUGUUUACAUCUUACAACAACAAGUGCCAGAGCCUGAACUGCCUCUCCCACCUCCACCUCCUCCAGUAGUAGACACUGACCUUCCUCCUCCUCCUCCUCCUACUCCUCCUCCUCCUCCCUCUGUUGAUUCUGACAUUGAUCAGCUUCCUCCUCCACCACCACCCCUCACCAGUGAGCAGGACCUCCUCCCACCUCCUCCAUCUCAACAAGAACUGGAGAGUAUGCCAGCCCAGGCAAUUCACCCUUCACCAGCCAAAGCAAAAAGGUUGACUGUGAAAAAAGUGAAAGCUCCGACUUUACACCAAGUCCCGAAACUGGAGCCUAAAGUGGAGAUCAGCAAAACACAGAAGAUGGAGGUUACAUCGGAGAAAAAGGUAGAAAUGAGCCAAAGCCUAUCAAAGACAACAACACAUACAUCGAAGAUUGUCUCAUAUGAAAUUCCUCCACCACCUGAGUCACCACGACCAAUACAGAAAGUUUAUGUUGCUCCUGUGAAAUUCACCCCUCCGUCUUCUCCUACUCCCCCCAUGAGGGGGAUAAUGACCAAAUUCACCCCUCCGUCUUCUCCUACUCCCCACAUGAGGGGGAUCAUGACUAAAUUCACCCCUCCGUCUUCUCCUACUCCCCACAUGAGGGGGAUUAUGCAUAAAUUCACCCCUCCGUCUUCUCCUACUCCCCACAUGAGGGGGAUAAUGACUAAAUUCACCCCUCCGUCUUCUCCUACUCCCCCCAUGAAAGGUAAAAUGACUAAAUUCAAAACUCCUCUGAUAAAAGCAGAAGAACAGUUCCGGAAACUUAGAGACGAAAACACGCCACCAACAACUCCAACCCCAAUUUACAUACAUGACUCGGUUACUGCAGCUCUUGAGAUGCUCUCCAACGAGGACAUAGAGCAGUUUGAUACCAAAACAUCAGAAAUCACAAAGCAGCAAGCUGAAAAGACGUCUCUCCAUGUUCAUUCAGAUUUAGCACCAUGUGAUUUAUCCAAGGAUGUUGUUAAUGUCACCCAUGGCAAAGUCAGUGCCAGUCAGGAGACAAUGCUCAGUGAUUCUAUGAUUAUAUCUAAUGCUAAACAGCAAACUGUCUCUGAGACUUCUAAGGUUGUCUCCGUUCAAAAGACUUCAGUGAGACAACAGAUGCAUUCGACAUCACAGAAGACAGUUUCGGUUUCCUCUAGUCAGUCUGCGGCGUCUGUCAUUACUGGCGAGGUCCACACGUCAAACACUGUGGUUGCAAACACAGAAAACAUGACUGAUAAGAGAAAGGAGUCUAAAAGUCAGAAAACAAAGGGAUCCGACAAAUCUGAAAAUGAAAAGGAAGGCGAGAUGCUUAAACCUGAACGCUCUGUCACUGCUGAGGAGAAUGUUAAAUCAAGCAAAACGCAAUCAGAGAGCAAGAAGACUACAGACAAUACAGCAACCAAAUUAAUCACUAACCUUCCUAAUAAGUCCUCCAAAACAGACAAUGUCACUAUAGGGAAAAAUGUAAAGGAGUCAAAAUCACCACCGUGUGAAAACAAAAAAAAGAAUGAUCAAUCUCCUACCAAGAGCCAAGAGAAGGUUUCUGAUCAGUCAGUGCAAACAGACAAGACAGCUGCCACCGCAAAUGGAAAAACAGGCAAACAGAACCAAAAGGGGAAAAAGAACAACAAACAAGAGAAGCAAGUAGAGACAAAAAUGUCACAUGAGAGUCAGAAACAGAGUGUUUCACAAGAAUUGAAGGUGGAAACUACAAGGGUGAAAGUGAUCACUGACUCCAAAGAGUUAAAACUUGGAAUUAAGAAAGUCACAGCCUCGCCUGCUCCUGUCUCAGCGCUCGCUGCUUCUGAGAUCAUAACAGACGUCCAAUUAGAAACUCCGACUCCGACAAAGAGGAAAAAGAAGUCCAAAAGGUCUAAAGGGGGAUCACCGCCAAGUCAAAGUAAAGAUGUUUCCACAGAAUCAAUGGUAGAAGCUAAAGAAACCAAGACUGAUACUACCCAUCAAACACAGGACACAAUUGCAGUUGCCCAAGUUCACAAAAGUUUAAAAGAAGAGCACAUGCAAGUCAUGAGAGAAGUCAUCGCCACAGACCAUCAGAAACUAAAGCAAAAAGAAAUUAAAAAAGACUUGAAGUCGUCUGAAAUGAAGAAAGGAGUGACGCUUCUUCAGCAGAGUGUGGAGGAACAACAGAAAAAAAGUAGGAAUGUCCCAAUUACAGUGACAGGCGAGUCAGAACAAACUCAGUUGGCAAAGUCCACAACCGGAAGAACAGAUGGGGAUUCUCAAAGGCGAGAGGUCCAAGUGUUAAUCUCUCACACGACAGAGCUACAAAGAAAAAAUGAUUCUAAAUCUUUAAAGACUCUGCUCAAUGCACUCCCAGAUUGGCUCAUAAGUCCACAGAGAAGAUGUGAACUGGAGGAAUCCGUGGUGGAAAGUGAUGCACAUAGAAAUAAAGAAAUUCUCUCACAUGUGAGGAAACUGGCCGAAGCUAAACUAAUGCAUCUGGAAGAUAAUGAGACAAUGGAGAAGCAUGAAUUUGAUUCAGUUUCUGAUAAGGCGAUUUCUAGUGGGGCAACACAAAGAAUUUCCAAGAUCAGUAUUGGUUCUGCCAAAAUUGAUAACCAAAUAACUAAAAAGACAUCUCAAGUAUGGAGGGAAGAAGUGAGUCAGUUCAAGUCUGUUGACUUGCGCGCUCCUUCGCCAUUACUAAGGAUGCGAUCUCCCUCGCCGACAUUCAUCACAAUAGAAUCCACACGAAGAUCCAACUCACCCCAGAGGGUAACCCCAUCACCUACCCUGCUGCAAAGGCCUCCCACACCUCCCACGCCACCACCACGCAGGUGCGACACACCGACAUCUCGCCUCAAUAGAAUAACGCCGUCUCCAACUUUUGACAGAGCAGAAAAUUUGGCUCGUCUCAAAGACACAACAGCCAAGCUCUCACGUGGCGUCACCCCACCGCCCCUUCUUGCUCCACAGCAGAUAUCAGAGAAGAAGUCAGAGAUUGUGGAACCGCCUGCAUCAUUCCAUCGGCAAAUCAAAAUCGGGUCUCAAAUUGUGGAGGCUCAGACUUUGACAGCGAAUGAAACACAAAGUGAGUCUGAGACUCGAGCACCAUUGUGUCCUUAUAACCCAGAUCUUGAAGAAGAUUCAGAGCUGUCGUCUGCGUCAGUCAGAGAAAAGAGAGAGUUUUUUGAAGAUGCUCAAAAGGCUGAGAUUGAAAAGACCUACGUGCGGAAGGAACCCAUCGCCAUCCCUGAACGACUGGGCCCUGACCUGGAGGAGGAUGUAGCAGAAAAUAAGAACAAAGAAACGGAUGAGCUUCCCAGAGCGGACUUGUAUGGUCUUGUAAAUAAAUUUGAAUCAUCAGAAGAGAAGAUGUGUUUCAAAAGAGAGCUCAUCCCACUCGCAGAGCAGCUUCACAACAAUACGGAAGGAACAGCUUGUAACAAAGAGAAAGUAGACAUCCUGGAACAGGGAAUGCCAAGUUUUGACAUCCAGGCUAUUAAAAAUGUUUUUGAACUGGGUGAGCUAAGUUCCUCUUUCAGAGAGGAGAGGGAGGAUCACGAGGAGCCUGAGUCAAAUCUGAGUGAAACAACAGCAGACACUUCAAAGCGGGAAAGGACCCAAGAGACCAGGGGAGGCUCACGGCAGAGCACCCCCCUCCCUCUCCAGAAACAUGAGGCAGUAGCUGUGCCAGCAAAACCAUCAGCCUCCUCUGAAGCCAAAUCAAUCACAGAACAUUUCUCAAAUGUUGAUGAGUUUGGUAAUGAGGUCAUCGGAACAAGGAUAGCUGUCAUCGAGCUUUCGGAGAGCGCAUCAAGCCAACAGGUUCCUUUCUCCUACGCCGAUGUAGUCAAAAGAAAAGCUGCAGCAGCGAGGCGAACAGACACGUUGGAUGAAGACGCUACGGAGAAGCUGCUGAGGAACUUCCACAAAACGUGGACGGAGAGUGAGACAGUUUUCAAGAGUCUUGGCUACUCUGUUUCUGAAGAGACGACGGCCCAAGUUCUGUCAAGCGAAACAAGGAUUGUCUCAUCUGGUUCGAGUUCCGAAGUCGGAGCUCUGCACACUGUGUCGGAGGAGAGCUUAUCCAAUGGAUGCUCUGAUAGUGGACAAAAACAAGUACCAUAAAUCCUGUUUCUGCUGUGAGCACUGCAAAAAUAAAUUAAGCCUUGGAAAUUACGUCUCUCUCCACGGACACUUCUACUGUCUGCACCAUUACAAACAACUCCUCAAGUCCAAAGGGAACCACGAUAAUGGACUUGGGCUGAAACCUCCCGCAGGAAGAGGUGGACCUAUCCCCUCAGAUGAGAAACUUGAAUGGAGAUAUUCCAUGAGCAGCAUUAGUUCAGUAGACAAAACACAAAGCGGUGAAAACGAAACGACUAAAGUGUUAGAUGAAAACAAACCACACUCCAAUAAAAUAUCUGUAGUUUGGCCCCCACAGGCCGAUCCCCCAAAGAUGGCCUUUAAAAUAGAAGAAGACAUUCAGCUAACUAAACCGCAGUGGCCCCCUCCAGACAACUCCCCCAGGUCCCCCAAACAACAGCACAGAAAGGCUGUUCCCAGAAGUACCCUUUGAAAGAAAGUCACCAAAAUACACGGUUUAGUCAAGUAAAUACAAAGAAGAGCAGCACACGACAAUGAACGGUAAUAGAAAGUGUUACAGGAGUGUCCCGGCAGCUCAGUUUAGGAAGUGUUUGGUUGAAGAUCGUUCAGUAAGUCGAAUCGAAAGGGAACAAGAGAUGUAAGGAUACGACAAACUGUAUCGUAGAUGGUGUGAAAAAGCAGGUUUUAGCAGUAAGUUUUAUAGAGAUAGAUGUGGAAAGUGGAAGCAGAUGUGUAGUGGUGUGCUUUGAACUGACGUGCUUAUGUGUAAUUUUACAUCCAGUGAAUUUUAUAAAUUUGUUUCCAUUUAGUAUUUCACACAAAAUAAUCAGAUUUUCAAAUUUGAGAAAAAAACUAUAUUAAGUUAUUUAUUGCACUUCAAUAGGGACCUUGCACUAUUCGUGCUCGACGCCUAAUAACCUGAUAACAAUUGUUAGUAAAGACAUUAUAAUGUCAAAUUUAGUAGUAUACUGGUAAAAUAAUAUAUGUAUUAGCAUUGUAAAAGAGAUUUUCAAAUAUAAUUUGCCCUCCCAGUUUCCUUUUCACCCUUUUUGUUUUAGUCUACCAUUAAUUGGUUAAUUGUACAAAUCAGUCAUUUGUUUUUGUAACUGCAUGGUGAUGCUGUUCUGCUGUUGUAUUAUUUCGUCAGGGUUUUUAUCUUUUAACAUAUCAACAUUUUUGCAUUUGUCUUUUUAGCACCUGGUGUGCAGACUACUAAAAAGCUUAUUGGAAUUAUUUUAUUUAUAAUAUUGAAAGUAUAUAAUAUAAACCAGUGAGUUGGUGGGGAUCAUGUUUGUUUUGGACAUUUGUAUCCUCUCUUUGAACGACAACUAUUUUGCAAUGAAGAAUUGUAUUUUUUAGAUUAGACCGAUAUAAGACAAUUCCUGACUUUGUCAUGCUGUCAGGCUGGUUCACUUUCUUUAUUGCUGAUCUAAGAGCAAUAAAACGUAUGAAUGUCACCGUUUCA
Molecule: messenger RNA, 11813 nt
Organism: Platichthys flesus (European flounder)
Lineage: Eukaryota; Metazoa; Chordata; Actinopteri; Pleuronectiformes; Pleuronectidae
Gene: xirp2b
Product: xin actin binding repeat containing 2b
Exons: 9
Coding region: 245-10369 (3374 amino acids)
Biological process (GO): actin cytoskeleton organization; actin filament organization
Cellular component (GO): stress fiber; focal adhesion
Molecular function (GO): actin filament binding
Source: RefSeq, a predicted model, not a curated record